Messenger RNA from Gopherus flavomarginatus (Mexican gopher tortoise), 1450 nucleotides. RefSeq names its product HAUS augmin like complex subunit 2 (gene HAUS2). Gene Ontology annotation, cellular component: mitotic spindle microtubule; centrosome; HAUS complex. Lineage: Eukaryota; Metazoa; Chordata; Testudines; Testudinidae. The record is from RefSeq and is a predicted model, not a curated record. The coding region runs from base 95 to 748 and encodes 217 amino acids. Gene Ontology annotation, biological process: centrosome cycle; spindle assembly; microtubule nucleation. The transcript has 6 exons.
AUGUCACACACAGCAUGGCGGAGGGGCGUGGCCUCGCCCCUAGCGUGAGCGACGCGGGGGCGGGCUCGCGGCGAGUUUGGAAGCGAAGGCGGUGAUGGCCUGUUUGAACCCUUGGGAGCCGGUGCAGCCUACGGCCGCGGGGCUAGUGCUGUCCAAGUGCCUGGCAGCGGGUGUGGUGACCCAGGAGAUGCUGGAUGUAUCUGCUAAACAAGCCCCUUGCUUUGUGCACCUCACGGAGGUGGAGAAAAUUGCAGACAUCCGAGCUGAAAUAAACCAGAAGAGCCUGGAAGCUGAAAUCAUGGGACUGGAAAAGGAAACUGCAGAUAUUGCUCACCCAUACUUCCUGACUCAGAAAUGCCACGCUCUGCAAGUUAUGAAUAAGCACUUGGAAGCAGUGCUGAAAGAGAAAAGGACUCUCCGGCAGAGGUUAAUGAAACCCUUGUGUCAAGAGAAUUUUCCUAUUGAAGCCACAUUCCACAGGUAUGUAGCAGAGUUAUUGACGUUGGCAGUGGCCUUCAUUGAAAAACUGGAAAGCCACUUGCAGACCAUAAAGAGCAUCCCUCAGAUACCCCUGACCAUGAAAAACAUGGACAAUGCUCUGGCAAAAAUUAACUUGCUUGUGACAGAGACUGAAGAGCUGGCAGAGCAGAUACUGAGAUGGAGAGAACUGCAAAAAGGAAUCCAUUAUGACAACUCUGAGAUCACUAAUGAAUCAGAUUCUAGCUUCAGAAGCUUAGUUCCACCAUAAAACAUCUUAUUUGUGCCGAAGAAAAGAUGACCAGUGGAAAGUUCUGUUUUUUACCAGUCCUGUGUGAGAGUGGCAGUACACUUGUACCGUAGUCUAACUAGAGACUUUAUGGUUGGAUAUCUCCCUGUUCUAGAAGGGAUAUUUUAGUUGGCAACAAGUGAUGAUUAAAAUUGGACAAUGAUCUGUAAAUGACAGAACUUAUUGUUUAGGUGUAAUUCCUCUUUGGAGUGUCCUGAUAUGUUCACACAUACCUCUUUGAAGCAAACCUAAGGAACUGUCACACGUACACUUAAAGGUAGAAUGCAAAUGUCUGUUUCAGUAUGGAUAAAGCACAUGAUGUAAUGACUAAGCUUGUUUCUGCAAGUAUUUUGAGAUCAUAUGCUAUAUUUUCUUUAAGUAUAGUAAUUUUAAAAAAUAUAUAGUAGACUAUAAAAUGGGAGACUUAAGCUCUUGUAUACAAUUUUUAUUACAAAAUAGCCAAAACUACAGUAGCACAAUCUGGAGGAAUAGUUCAAUGCUCACUCAUUUUCAAAGCGGCUUCUGUCAAAUGCUUUGAAAAUGAAGGAAGGUACCUAUAAGUUCCAGCUUUCUCUUGAAGGAGACUGUUCCCAGUGCCUCCCACAAAAUACUCAAUUAAUCCAAAGCAAGUUCUUCUUUACUGAUUAUUUAAUUUGUCUACAUAAUAAAGUUCCAAGAAUUUCA